UUGUUUCCUUUCUUUUUUACUGUUAUUAUUAUUAAAGUCAUGUUGUCCACUGUUCCGACCAGUUUUUUUUCUGAUCCGAUGCUCGACAACGAUCCAUUUUCGGCUUUCGGAAGUGGCUUCACGCCGUGGGAAUAUUGCUCGGAUCUUUUUUCCACCACCCAAUCGACAGGACCUGCAAGAUCGGGUUCCCGUUCAGAAGAAGCAAAACAAAAUCAAAUCAACUCAAACUCCGUUUCGGAUGAACCAAACCAACAGGUUUCUGUCAUCGACGAACGCAAGAGAAGACGUAUGAUUUCGAACCGCGAAUCAGCCAGGAGGUCACGGGUGCGUAAACAGAAGCAUUUAGAAAACUUAAGGAGCCAGGUGAACCGGCUUAGAUUCGAGAACCGAGAACUGAACAAUCGGUUGAGGUUCGUUGUGUACCACUGUCAUAGUGUAAGGACAGACAACGAUCGGCUCCAGUCUGAAUAUAGUAUGCUCCAACAAAAAUUAUCGGACAUACGUCAAAUUUUGCUAUUCAAGCAACUGCAGCAGUUUUCAUCUGCGCGGCCAUGCAAUAACGUUACUGUCAUGUCCGAAUAAACCCCACCAUUAAUCACUGAAUACAUACCUAUAUCUAUAACUUACAAUAAUGGCAUCAUUAAAACUCUUUCUAAUACGAGAACGAAAUUAGUCCUAGCUGAUCUCUAUCUCUCCAUCGCUCUCAUCUGUCUUUCUGUAAAUUUAACAGGUGUCAGAGAAACCAUAAUGGUGGGUUUUUUUAGGGCGGAUGAGCCAAUAUUUUUGCUAAACAUGAUGAAGAAAAAGAAAUGGUUUGAUUUGAGAAACCAAAGUAUUUGUAGUGUAAAAAGAGUUAGCGUUCGGUUUUAUCAAAGUUAUUUUUGUUGUU
Durio zibethinus is the source of this 889-nucleotide messenger RNA. RefSeq names its product basic leucine zipper 4-like. Gene Ontology annotation, biological process: positive regulation of DNA-templated transcription. Gene Ontology annotation, cellular component: nucleus. The record is from RefSeq and is a predicted model, not a curated record. NCBI's taxonomy places the organism in Eukaryota, Viridiplantae, Streptophyta, Magnoliopsida, Malvales, Malvaceae. Gene Ontology annotation, molecular function: transcription cis-regulatory region binding; DNA-binding transcription factor activity.